Messenger RNA from Oncorhynchus nerka (sockeye salmon), 5182 nucleotides. Its product is annotated as tetratricopeptide repeat protein 39A-like. The transcript is spliced from 18 exons. Lineage: Eukaryota; Metazoa; Chordata; Actinopteri; Salmoniformes; Salmonidae. Bases 265 to 1986 code for a protein of 573 amino acids. Gene Ontology annotation, molecular function: protein binding. The record is from RefSeq and is a predicted model, not a curated record.
GCGGAUGUUGAAGGAGGAGUCGAUCCAGUCCUCGUUUCUUUUCCCACACAGCUUUCGAGCACUUGACGCUUCUCUGCAACUCUUCUCAAAUUACAAUCCCAACAAGAUUCCACAGCUCAAUGCAACUUUUGUUCUUAAAGCAGAAUCAAUCAACCCUCCACUCAGCUUGUUAUUAAGACAAUUAGCUAGUGAAUGUUUUUCCUCAAACCCUUCUGAGUAGGCUACUUUUCGACAGGUGUUUUGGGCAGAGUGCCCGGAAGAAAAAUGUCCAAUGGGAAAGAUGCACCUGCUGCGGCAAAUGUGUGUGUGCACAGCUCCUCACAGAUGACCCUGCAGGUGUGCCUUGAGGAGUGUAUGGAGGCCCUGGACCUCUUCCUCAACAACCACUUCAGUGAGAGCCUGGACAAACUGCGGCCACGGGUGAAAGAGAGCAUGUACCAUGCUCUGAUCUACGCCACUGUGCUGGAGAUGCAGGCUAUGAUGACCUUCCAGCAGGAUGACAUCGUCAACGCAGGCAACACCAUGAAGAGUGCCCAGGAGGUCUGCCAGAGGUUUCGACGAAAGUCCCCUAGUAAUAUCAGUAAAUCACCUGGAGAGCAUCUAACUGAAGAGCAGCUCCAAGCUCUCCAUGCUGAUGCGUGUUAUGCUGAAUGCUUGCUCCAAAGGGCUGCUCUCACCUUCCUACAGGAUGAGAACAUGGUGAGUUUUAUCAAAGGAGGAAUCAAAGUACGCAACAGUUAUCUGAUUUACAAGGAGCUGCACACCUUCCUACAGUCUAACAGCUCUCUCCAAGGACCCAACCACAUUCACUUAGAGGGAGGAGUGUCUUUUGGGAUCGGAGCAUUCAACUUGACUCUUUCCAUGUUUCCACCUCGGUUACUCAAAGUUUUAGAGUUUGCUGGCUUCUCUGGAGACAAGGAGUAUGGUCUGUCCCAGCUGAAUGAUGGUGCCACUACAAACAACCUGCGCUCCAUGCUGUGUGCCCUGCUGUUGCUCUGUUACUACACCUUCCUCACCUUCAUACUCGGGACCGGUGAGGGGGACGUGGCUGAUGCUGAGAAGCUGCUGAAGCCUUUCCGGCUCCGCUACCCACAGGGGGCCAUAUUUCUCUUCUUUGCAGGCAGGGCUGAGGCAAUCAAGGGGAACAUCGAUGAGGCGGUGGUGCUGUUUGAGGAUGGCUGCAAAGCUCAGCAGCAGUGGAAGCAGUUUCACCACAUGUGCUACUGGGAGCUGAUGUGGUGCUUCACCUACAAGUGCGUGUGGCGGAUGGCCUACUUUUACGCUGACCUACUGAGCAAUGAGAGCCGCUGGUCCAAGGCUAUGUAUGUGUACAUGAAGGCUGCUUACCUGAGCAUGCUUGCUCCUGGGGAGGCUAGGCCUUUUGGGGAAGAUGAGGUGGAGCUUUUCAGACGAGUGUCCACCUUCAAGCAAAAGAUAGCAGGGAAGUCUCCACCCACAGAGAAGUUUGCCAUUCGCAAGGCUAGACGUUACAAAGCUAGCUGCCCAGUGAGGCUCCCAGUACCUGUGCUGGAGAUGAUGUACAUGUGGAACGGCUUCUCCAUGAUCAGCAAGCGGCCAGAGCUGACCGAGGGCAUGCUGCAAACACUGGUGGAGGCAGAGCGCACCCUGCUGGAAUCUCCCGUGAAUGAGUAUUCAAUGGAUGACCGCUGUGUGAUCUACCUACUGAAGGGGCUGUGUCUGAAGAACCAGCGACACAUUCAGGCUGCAGAGGAAUGCUUCAACAAGGUGUACAACAGUGAGAAGAAGAUCAAGUUUGACCAUUACCUAGUGCCCAACGCUCUGCUGGAGCUCAGUGUGGUCUACAUAGACACGGGCCGCAAGGAGGAGGCCAUCAAACUACUGGUGAAAGCUAAAACUAACUACAAGGAGUACUCCAUGGAGUCACGCACCCAGUUCAGGAUCCAUGCUGCUCUCUCCAAACUCAAGGCUGACACUAGUGACCAAGAUGAAAUCACACCACUGUAGUUUAACAGGUGUCAUUGUGCUGAGCAAGCACUGGACUUGCUUCCCCUGCCGUGUGUAGACGUUCCGAGAAGACUUGCUCUCUUUUACAUCUUCAGCUACUUUGAUCACUGCCUCCAAAUGUUACUUGCUUUGUGGUGAAAGUCUCCGUCCUGCAUGGAUGGUGAUCUUUCCCUGAUUUAAAACACUUGAGUUUUGAAUGGGGGUUGGUAGAAGUUGCCUCUACCUGCUGGUUCAAGAUCAGAGGCAUUUUAUCCACCUACUGCGUGAACACCCUGAUCCUACAUCUGUAGUUAGAAGCUGAACCUAUCUUCAGUGUUUGAAUGUGUGGUACUUAUAUCACUGUACUGGUUACCCAGAACAAUAGAUGGGGAGGCAGAUGCUCAAAACAAUUUGAAUAUGGUAUAUCCACAUUUUUUUGUGGGGAAAAACAUGUUGAAAUGAACUUAUUAACAAUGUAAGUUGUGAGGUAGAGUUUUGCUUUUAACUUCUCCAAAAGUGAUUACUGUAAGCAUUUUGACAAAAGCACCCAUUUAGUGAUAAUUGAGUUAGACAGACAUACGACUACAUAACGUAUGACAUUGCUUUGAUCCAAGUUAUUUUAACAAAUGUAUUAACAUUUAUGUAUUAGUAGAUGUAGAAGAAGCUUAAUAAUCAAUAGGUCAUGCUACAUUUGAAGUCAUAAGUUUAUAUACACCUUAGUCAAAUAUAUUUAAACUCAGUUUUUCACAAUUCCUGACAUUUAAUCCCAGUAAAAAUUCCGUUUUAGGUCAGUUAGAUUACCACUUCCUUUUACGAAUAUGAAAUGUCAGAAUAAUAGUAGAGAAUGAUUUCAGCUUUUAUUUCUUUCAUCACAUUCCCAGAGGGUCAGAAGUUUACAUAUACUCAAUUAGUAUUUGGUAGCAUUGCCUUUAAAUUUUUUAACUUGGGUCAAAUGUUUUGGACAGCCUUUCACAGGAUUCCCACAAUAAUUUGUGUGAAUUUUGGCCCAUUCCUCCUGACAGAGUUGGUGUAACUGAGUCAGGUUUGUAGGCCUCCUUGCUCGCACAUGCUUUUUCAGUUCUGCCCACAAAUUUUCUAUAUGAUUGAAGUCAGGGCUUUGUGAUGGCCACUCCAAUACCUUGACUUUGUUGUCCUUAAGCCAUUUUGCCACAACAUUGGAAGUAUGAUUGGGGUCAUUGUCCAUUUGGAAGACCCAUUUGCAACCAAGCUUUUAACUUCCUGACUGAUGUCUUGCUGUUGCAUCAAUAUAUCCACAUAAUUUUUCUUCCUCAUGAUGCCAUCCAUUUUGCCACCUCCGUGCUUCACAGUUGGGAUGGUGUUUUUCUGCUUGCAAGCCUCCACCUUUUUCCUCCAAACAUAAUGACUGUCAUUAUGGCCAAACGGUUGUAUUUUUGUUUCAUCAGACCAGAGGACAUUUCUCCAAAAAGUACGAUCUUUGUCCCCAUGUGCAUUUGCAAACCGUAGUCUGGCUUUUUUAUGGCGGUUUUAGAGCAGUGGCUUCUUCCUUGCUGAGCGGCCUUUCAGGUUAUGUCGAUAUAGGACUCGUUUUACUGUGGCUAUAGAAACCUUUACCUGUUUCCUCCAGCAUCUUCAUAAGGUCCUUUGCUGUUCUGGGAUUGAUUUGCACUUUUCGCAGCAAAGUACGUACAUCUCUAGGAGACAGAACGCGUCUCCUUCCUGAGCGGUAUGACUGCUGUGUGGUCCCAUGGUGUUUAUACUUGCGUACUGUUGGUACAGAUGAAUAUGGUGAAUAUAUGAAUAUAUACCUUCAGGUGUUUGGAAAUUGCUCCCAAGGAUGAAGCAGACUUGUAGAGGUCUACAAUUUCUGAAUUUUGAUUUUCCCAUGAUGUCAAGCAAAGAGGCACUGAGUUUGAAGGUAGUCCUUGAAAUAGAUCCAUAAGUACACCUCCAAUUGACUCAAUUGAAUUAGCCUGUCAGAAGCUUCUAAAGCCAUGACAUUUUCUGGAAUUUUCCAAGCUGUUUAAAGGCACAGUCAACUUUGUAUGUAGACUUCUGACAAACUGGAAUUGUGAUACAGUGAAUUAUAAUUGAAAUAAUCUGUCUUUAAACAAUUGUUGGAAAAUUACCUAUGCACAAAGGAGAUGUCCUAACCAACUUGCCAAAACGAUAGUUUGUUACAAGAAAUGUGUGGAGUGGUUCAAACACUUAGGUUGGAGUCAUUAAAACUAGUUUAUGUACACUUCAGACUUCAACUGUAUGUUGUCCCUGCUGCAAUGUACAGAGGAAAGUAGUCAGUUGAAAUAAGUUUAACCUCACUAACCUCUGAUAUUCAUUACUUAAAAUAAUGUUUAGACUCACUCAAGACCUUGUACAAAGAAAGGCGUGGUUAAAAGAUUUGAAAAACAUAAUUAAAUAUGUCCAUUUGCUACAAGCCCUUUUUAUUAUAUUUUACUGGAGCAUAACCCGUCCUUGUCCAUAUUGGCUUAUAAAUAACAAACUGAUUAAGAGGUGACAUUAUGUGACUUUACAGAAAGAUUUAUGACUAGUACCUAAGCGGAGUAUACAAAACAUUAUGAACACCUGCUCUUUGCCUGACAGACUGACUGCGCUAUGAUCCCUUAUUGAUGAAUGGGAGGAGACGGGUUAAAGGAUUUUUACACCUUGACAAUUGAGACAGAUUUUGUAUGUGUACCAUUCAGAGGGUGAAUGGACAAUUCAAGUGCCUUUGAACAGGGUAUGGUACUGGGUGCCAGGUGCACUGGUUUGUGUCAAGAACCAUUUUUCACAUUUUAACAGUUUCCUGUGUGUAUCAAGAAUGGUCCACCACCCAAAAGACAUCCAGCCAAAUUGACACAAGUGUGGGAAGCAUUGGAGUUAACAUGGGCCAUGAUCCCUGUGGAACAUACUCGACACCUUGUAGAGUCAAUGCCCUGACAAAUUGAGGCUGUUCUGAGGGCUAAAGGAGGAGGUGUAACUCAAAUAUUAGGAAGGUGUUCUUAAUGUUUUGUAUAAUGUGUAUAAACUUACCUGCUACUUCCUUGAACUUAAUCGGUGGAUCAUGACAUCACACCCAGUGUCAAUCAUGGGGCGGCAGGUAGCCAAGUGGUUAGAGCGUUGGGCCAGUAACUCAAUGGUUGCUGGAUUGAAUCCACAGCUGACGAGUUAAAAAUCUGUUCUGCCCCUGAACAAGGCACUGUUCCGCGGUAGGCCGUCAUAAAUGAGAAUUUGUUCUUCA